ACGAGGAAAGAGACGUUAAUAAGAUGGACGUUGUUUGGCCCCCAGGAACUACGGAACUGCAAAGGAAAUAUGGCCAGACAUACUCUCUGAUGAUGGGCUCCCACAGCGUCAUCAUCGUCAACCAGCACAUUCAUGCCAAAGAAGUCCUGCUGAAGAAGGGAAAGACAUUUGCUGGAAGACCCAGAACUGUGACCACUGACACUUUGACUAGAGAUGGGAAGGACAUUGCCUUUGGAGACUACAGUCCUACAUGGAGGUUCCACAGGAAAAUAGUCCAUGGAGCUCUGUGCAUGUUUGGAGAAGGCUCUGCCUCCAUUGAGAAGAUCAUCUGUGCAGAAGCCCAUUCUCUGUGCUCCAUCCUGUCAGAGGCCUCAGCGGUCGGUCUUGCCCUGGAUCUGUCACCAGAGUUGACCCGAGCCGUCACCAACGUCAUCUGUUCUCUCUGCUUCAACUCAUCGUAUUGCAGAGGAGAUCCAGAGUUUGAAACAAUGCUGAACUACAGUCAGGGCAUUGUGGACACUGUGGCUAAGGACAGUCUGGUGGACAUCUUCCCCUGGUUACAGAUUUUUCCAAAUGCUGACCUGCAGCUUCUAAAGCAGUGUGUUUCUGUUCGAGACCAACUCCUGCAGAGGAAAUAUGAUGAACACAAGGCAGACUACAGUGACCAUGUUCAGCGAGACCUGCUGGAUGCUUUGCUAAGAGCACAGCGCAGCACUGAAAACAACAACACAGCAGAGUUUGGUACAGAGGCAGUGGGUCUUAGUGAUGACCACCUGCUCAUGACUGUGGGUGACAUCUUUGGAGCCGGUGUGGAAACCACCACCACGGUGCUCAAGUGGGCUGUGGCCUACCUCAUCCACCACCCCCAGACACAGAGGCAAAUCCAGGAGGAACUGGACAGUAAGGUGGGUUCUGAACGGUCGCCUCAGCUCAGUGACAGAGGAAACCUGCCCUACCUGGAGGCCACUAUCAGGGAGGUGCUCCGAAUCCGACCUGUGGCCCCUCUGCUCAUCCCACAUGUGGCUCUGAGUGACACAAGCAUUGGAGAGUUUAGUGUGAGGAAAGGCACUCGAGUCAUCAUUAACCUGUGGUCUCUGCACCAUGACAACAAAGAGUGGACGAACCCUGAGCUCUUUGACCCAGGUCGUUUCCUGAACAGCGAUGGCUCCGGCCUCAUGAUCCCAUCACCCAGCUACCUUCCAUUCGGUGCUGGUAUCAGAGUAUGCUUGGGGGAGUCCUUGGCCAAGAUGGAGCUCUUCCUGUUCCUAUCAUCAGUCUUACAGCGCUUCACCCUGUCCGUCCCCCCUGGACACUGUCUGCCCAGUUUGGAGGGAAAGUUUGGUGUGGUUCUCCAGCCUCCGAAGUACAGAGUGAAUGCCACACUCAGACCGGGUUGGGAGACCAACAGCUGUCAGAUGUGUUGACACUAUGUGAAGCUGCCAUAUCUGUUAUGACCAGUUGACUCCCAUCUUCACCCAGAUCUUCUAACCAAUCCCUGAGGGAAGUCCCCCGCUGCUUCAAACGCUCCACCCUCAUCCCAGUGCCCCC
Sphaeramia orbicularis (orbiculate cardinalfish) is the source of this 1548-nucleotide messenger RNA. It is a transcript of the gene cyp17a1, whose product is annotated as cytochrome P450, family 17, subfamily A, polypeptide 1. The record is from RefSeq and is a predicted model, not a curated record. The coding region runs from base 24 to 1424 and encodes 466 amino acids. The transcript is spliced from 9 exons. Gene Ontology annotation, biological process: progesterone metabolic process; hormone biosynthetic process. NCBI's taxonomy places the organism in Eukaryota, Metazoa, Chordata, Actinopteri, Kurtiformes, Apogonidae. Gene Ontology annotation, molecular function: steroid 17-alpha-monooxygenase activity; heme binding; iron ion binding.